GCCGCAUAGUUUGGCGCCUGGACAAUGUGGGCUGAGUUUGAGUUUUAAAGCAUUUUUUUCGGGUAGCUUUAUGUAAAUUAAGUUGUAAUUUUCUAACGUGUACUAAUCGAACUGGAGAGGUUUUUUUUAUGCUUAUAUAAAAUAUAUAUAUAUAUUAUUACAGCUCUACAGUUAGCACGGGGUAGUUAGCCGCUACAGGGCUCCAUGCUAAAAAAGAAAGAACACAACCAAUGCAAGCAAUGACGCCGCAAAAAGAAGGCACGACCUCCCUUAUUGACAAGACCAUAAGGAUGAGGAGAGAGGAACAGGAACGUCAGGUUCUCCUGGCCUGGGCAGUACUCAACUUCUCUCUGGCUGGAAUGAUUUACACAGAAAUGUCAGGAAAGCUGCUCAGUAGAUACUAUAACAUAACUUACUGGCCAAUCUGGUACAUUGAGCUAGCCCUGGCCUCUCUGUUCAGCCUGAAUGCUGUCUUUGAUUUUUGGAAGUACUUUAAGUACACUAUGGCACCUUCAAGCAUCGCCCUCUCUCCUAAGCAACAUCGACUUCUUGGCCUCCACAACACUGGUAUUCAGGCAUCUCCACCCCAAAAGCCAGAGAAGAAAGAGUCUCCGGUGGCUUCCCAGUCAUCUCCUCUACAGGGACAAAACGUGCUCAGUUUCAGCCCUGCCCGGCCCCCCAGUACCAGUCCAAAGUUCUCCCCCAGCUGUGUGUCUGCAUACAGCCCACCUCUGAGCAGCCCCUCUUCACCAGGCAGUGGCAGAAACUUUUCCCCUUCUGUGGCAUAUGGCAAGGUACUGAACUACAGUCCAUCCACCAGCUCCUCUUCUUACCCCAGCAGCCUGGGUCCAGCAGAAAGCACCAGCCUAAGAACACGCUAUCGUACUUCCCCUUCUGUCUUUAGUUCUCCUGGAGGGAAGGAGGAUUACAUGGAUGACCUUAAGUCUUUAGAGAAAUUUCUUCGCUCUGAGGAAGAGAGAAACCAUCGCAGCCACCUGGGGAGUCCAGAGUCAACUUCUCCCUCACAUAGUCCAACCUUCUGGAACUACAACCGCUCUGUGGGUGAUUACGCUCAGAGCCUGAGGAAGUUCCAGUACCAACCAGCUUGUCGCUCACAGGCUCCCUCUGCCCACAAAGACGAAACUGAGCUGGGAUCCAAACAAGCUGCUGAGGAGGUCUGGGCACGGAUCACAACCAGUCGUGUGGUUACUGACAGCAUUGACAGCUGGACUGCCAAACUAAGAAACUGGAUAAACGACACCAUCCUGGUUCAUCUGGUUAAAGAAAUGGAUUCUAUCAACAGUCAGCUCAGGAGAAUGGGCUGCCCGGAGUUACAGAUAGGAGAGGCCAGUAUUGGCAAUCUGAAACAGGCAGCUGUAGCCAAAGCCUCCGCCAUUCCCACCCUUAACACUAUAGUGCAGUACCUGGACAUCACAUCCAACCAGGAGUAUUUGGUAGAAAGAAUCAAGGAGCUGGCCCACAGCGGCUGCAUGAGCUCCUUUCGCUGGAAUAAUGGAGGGAACUUGAAGAAUCGGAAAUGGGACACAGACCUCCCGACUGAUUCUGCUGUCCUCAUGAAUAUUCUGUGCACCUAUCUGGACUCAAGACUUCCUCCUCACCCGAAGUACCCAGAUGGGAAAACCUUCACGUCUCAGCAUUUCAUUCAGACUCCAAACAAACCAGAUCUUUCCAAUGAGAACCUCUUCUGCAUUCACCAGAGCAGCAUCAACCCACCUCACUAUCAGCUUGUGUAUCAAGGCCAUGUCUACAGCCUGCCUAAGGGCAGAAACAAUUUGUUUCAUACAAUCCUCAUGUUCCUGUACAUAAUCAAAACCAAGGAGUCUGGGAUGCUAGGGAGAGUUAACCUGGGGCUCUCGGGGGUCAACAUCCUUUGGAUAUUUGGAGAGUAAUACUGUUUAAACCAUGUUAUAACUGACUAAGGACAUCACCCAAUGCUCACACAGUCAUAUUGUAAAUAUAACAGCUUUGUAGAUAUUUGGUCGGGAAAGGCAGACACUGAUCUGUUCGGCUUUCUACACAAAAUGUAAAUGGAAAAAACUAUUUGUAUUUUGUCAUUGUACAUAAUCUGCCUAUGUUGUUAUGGUUUUGAUAUAAAGCUGUAGAAUUUUUCAGGAUUGAAUGUGUGAAAUUGGAGUAUUUUUAUAUCCAAGUUGUUUACUGGAGCUUUAGUGAUGAGACAUUGUUAUAGGUAUAAACAGAUGUUAUAUCUGCUUUAUUUUUCUCUACCAUUCUGUACAUUCUAUCGUCCUCAUUGUUAAAAAAUUAUCUAGCUAACAGGACCCAAAUGUCAUUGGUUAGGAAGAGGUUUGUUGGAGUAAAUGUUCUAUUUACAGAAAAUAGGACUGAUUACAAGUCAUGUUCUGCUGUGAGAAAACAUUUCAGUACCAAACCCAAAAUCAUGUACGAUUUUUAUGAUUUUUUUAUCAGUCUCCGUCAUCACACUCGCACAACAGAAAGAAGCAUUUACUCCCCAAUGUGGGCCAAUUAAGAUUUGAUCAUUUUAACAGAGAUUACCAGUAGCUGUAAUUUUCCCUACAGGAAAAAUGUACGGAGGGGGCAAUUACUGUAAUCGACCCCAAGAUCAGUUGUUUUUUUAAAUGAUGCAUGACGUUAAAUUGCUCUUUUGCAUGACCUGAUGUACUAUCAUACUGCACAGGCCAUGUUAUAAACCUUGUAGCUAUUUAUUGUUUCCUUUGCAAUUUUUUUAAUGAUUGAUUUUCAGCAAAUAACCAGUGUAAACACUCUCAUCAUCUGCCAAAAAGACUUCUUCAAUUCAUUUCUUUGGCUUGUGUUUUGUUUGCCAUUUUUAUAUGCAAUAAAUGAAUUAAACCUUCUUUA
Messenger RNA from Clarias gariepinus (North African catfish), 2859 nucleotides. It is a transcript of the gene tmem209, whose product is annotated as transmembrane protein 209. The transcript has 15 exons. The record is from RefSeq and is a predicted model, not a curated record. The coding region runs from base 231 to 1910 and encodes 559 amino acids. Gene Ontology annotation, cellular component: membrane. Lineage: Eukaryota; Metazoa; Chordata; Actinopteri; Siluriformes; Clariidae.